GCGAGUGUGUAUUGGUGUGUGUAAUUAAGAAGUCAAAUUCCAACAAAAAGCAAAAUCGAGUAGCACAAAAUAAUUGGAGAAAAAUUGUUUUAGCUGAAAAACGACUUUAAAUUAUAUUAAACCAAAUAUUUAAUGUUAUACAAGAUGGUCAAAUAUGUCAUGCGUAGCGGAAAAUGCUCAACAGAGGGCAUAAUAUGAAGAAAGCGACAUCGAUCUCGCGAAAAAACGAAAGAAACAAGAAACUGUCACUCGUCUAUUUCCACUGCUAAAAAGCAGAAAGCGGAAAGAAGAUAGGAAAAGGUAAAUAGAUUUGCUUCGAAAGGUUAAAAUAUAACACAAUAUGGGAUAUUUUGACUACGCCGCGUGUGCCUAAUCGAAACGGUAGGCACCGACGCCUCCGCCAACAGCUAACAACUCGGCAACAACAAAACCGUGCGUGGUUAUUUGAUGUGCUGCUGAAAUGCAUACGUAACCUUGCAAAUGCGUAGCACAGUAGCAUAUUUUGUCCAACAGCAAGGCACAACUGUUUCAUGUACAAAUUUGGAAUUAUUUCAGAAAAUCAUAUUGCGCAAACUGUAGGUAUACUCUCUAAAUUUUGAGAACUGCGUUUUGUACAAAAAAGUUAAUUGCAACCACAUUUAGAAAGUUAUUUAUCACAUAAUUAUUGAUUGAAGAACUAAACGGAGUAUACAAGGAUUGCAUGUCUAACGCUAGAAAUCGGGACCGUAUUGCCUAUCGUCCACAUAAUGUCCAACUCGUCAUCUAUUAAAGCAGAUCAAAGUGUUGCCAGUAAUAAUUCCAUACCAACACCGGCAAACAGUAAUAACUGCAACAGUAAUAGCAAUGCAGAACAGCCACAAACUAAACGUCAAAAGAUUGAAAAAAUCAAAACAAAUGCAGACAAGACUGCUAAGGUUGUUAAAUCGCCUUCAAGAGGUGGGGCGGCGACCUCAACGGUAUCGCCUCCGCCGGACAUUAUUCAUACUGGUGGAGUAAGCUUACUAUCUUCGAAUGUCAACGGAAAAUUAGUAGGCAAUAUUAAUCAGCAACAGUUACGCAGCUCUUCGCUUUCAUCUUCGGCCAAUUCAAUAUCCACACCGAGUUCUACAAAUAAUUCUCCAACUUCCACGCCAGGAGGUUCACGAGCCACAUCCUUGUCUCAUUUGCUGAAUGAUCAAGCCACGAAUGGUCAACUUUUGGCAGGUAUUGCGACCGUCAAAGGGUGCACAACUUCUAGCAAUACUUUUUUAAAACCCGAUAUAUCACCGCAAAACAUUAAUAGGAAAGCAAAAAGUAGUGGCCCUGAUUCAACAUUCAGCAACACUGACGAAGUUGAUCGAUUAACACUAAUGCCAGAUUUACUCUCUAACAUGGUAAGCACGUGCAAUGAAGACCCAAAAUCGUUAACCGAGCACACGACACAACCACAAGAUAGGCCGGCGGAGGCUGCACCGAUGCUGGCAGCAGCACAUUCUCAGGACAUGCGCGAGUUCGAGGCUUCACUCAAUAAUCAGUGCCUUUGCGGUGUUUCCGAGCGUACUCUACGCAAACCCUUCCAGUCGCAUUAUUCAAUUGACGCGAAUGGUCAAAAGCGAAUUGCAAAUCUAUCGGAGUGGCCAACGGAAAAACUUUUACAAUUUCUUUCCAAUUUGCAACUCCUAUUCGAUAUAUAUCUUAAGCAAAAUUCGAAGGGCUUCAUCUGUGCACGCAUAAUGGACGUGUGUGAUGUACUUAUACGCAACGAUCAUAAUCUCAUCGACGAAAUAAUUGUAUUGGCCGCUUACAGCAAUGAGUACGUACAGUUUUUGGCUGCAAGGGUGUUGGCUUCAUUUCUAGUGAUCGCUAAACAAGAGCUGGAUGAUAAUUGGCUUAAGAAACUGGUUGACAACCUCUUCAAUUUUGAACGACUCGACGGGCCUGCGGUGCAGAAAAUACAUUUCAGUUUGGAGAUAAUUAAAAGAAUAGUAGAGUGGAAAGAUGUUGAUUUGCAUCCUCUUGAGGACGAAAUUAUUGACCCACAAGGUGGUAAUAGUCUUGCUUCUGAUCGGUGUAGAAAUAGUACAUUCAGUAAUACCAGUGGCACUGGGGAAAGUGAGGCCCUAGAUACCGAGAGGUUUUUCCAUUUCCAACCGCAACAGCCAACAUUGGAAACGAACUAUUUUGCAUUGCAAUUUCGUGGUGCUCUUGAUGAAGCAAUUAAUAACGAAGAAGAGGAUGAUGAGCCAGAAAUCGAAGACGAAGAUGAUGAGUAUGAGGAUGACUUAGAUGAUGAUGUCUUAGAAGAGAGUAUGGUCCAAGCGCAUGCGCGAAGACACCAUCAACACAUAUCACAAAUGACAAUGCACCUGCACCGUCGUCAACAUUUUUCUCAUGACAAUACUAUGCAAAACAAUACGAAUUAUCUACCGACAAUUCCAUAUGAGACUGUCAACGCGACACUGCAUUACGUAAGUGAUAAUACGCAUUCCUUUAAUGAACAGUCGAUGCCCCGAAAUAGCUUAGCGGAUCACAAUUCUCGUGUGCCGCCGUUUGAUCCAAUCGCAACACACUUUUCGAAUACACCCAAUACAGCUGAGCUGAAUGUGGAUAUUAACGGCGAGCAACCGUUGUCCUCCGACCCAUUAGCUAGUUCGCUUUUGUCACCAGGUUGUCAUAUCAUAACACUCACAGACUCUGAGAGUUUUGACACCUCACAUCUAAAAGGUGUAACAAUAAAAAUACUCGAAGGUAAAUGGCCAACUCUAGUGAGGAAUAUGUCGGCUCUUAUCGUAAACCAUAUGCAUAUAGACCAUGCCGAACAUUGCAUUCUUAAUUUCCUACAAUUGUGGGAAAAUAUUAUAUCAGUGAAGGCGAAUCUUUCAGUGGUCGAAACGCGUCCGUUUUAUGCGCAACUGGAUAAGUUUGAACUACUUUUACAACAACAGCAGCUCUCAUGCACCGUGUACAAGCAACUUCUGUGCCUUUUUAACGAAGCUCUGUGUUACGGAUCAACGCUUGCAUUGCAGGAUAUGCUUCCAGUGGAGACGUGUCGUUUGGCACAAAAAAUCGUACGGCAUGUGAAAGAGGCACGCAUCCUAGACUCACUUCCCCGGCAUCAGCCAGAGAAUAUGGUCAGUUUUUUGGGUUUUAAGCAAGUUGCGGUUGCAUGUACGGACAAUGCCGCACAGGUUUCGUUGCUGGCACAAAUGCGUGUGUCAUCGACACAAACACAUGGUUCUACCUGUGCGACAGGUGCACUAACUUCUGCCGCAAGCCAGCACUCCUCGGCAAUUGCUACGAAUGACGUCACCGAAUCAAACUCUAACACCGUAGAAAUGGAUAAAACAAUCCUACAAAAAAUGGUGCUUCUUGUGCUCAAAUCUGUCGCUGUAACAGUUAAGGAAAUACGCAGCGAUUCAUCUGAUUCUUCCAUUGAUUCGCAUGACUGCGACGCCUAUCAGGAUAUGGUUCUGAUCGAGCGUUCCAUACGUGAUGUACUACGGAGGCUAGAGUCAUUUAUAAAGCACAAACUAGAAUUCCAUCCUGAGUGUCACUUUAGCAAAAUACUCAUACAUCUGUUCGAUGAUCAGGAUGAUCAUUUAAUCGAAGCAAUGGUCUGUACAUUAGACGUUACAGCUGGCAUAUCGUUCCGCAAUAACGCCUUUCCCGAGCUAGUGUCUAUGUUAAAUCCUGUAUACACAUUUUUAGAGUUCCUCAAAAUGAUUUCAAAUAGUUCAGACCUUUUACUCGACCUGCUUGUCAGUAAUGAGACAUGCUUCUUAUUAUAUCUCCUUCGUUUCUUAAAAUAUAUACGAGCGAAUUGGGAUAUGUUCUUACGAAGUUGCCACGAGUUUGGAAUGGGUGCACCAAUACUCGACGAAUCAAUGAGUGUUUUGAUAAGAUUGCGCCUGCACAUCUCACGGUUAGUAGCUCGGCAGUUAUAUCCCUACGAUAUUUCACCGGUGCUUCGGUUGCUAGAAAGUUGUGAAAGCCUCUAUGAGGGCAACGAUCGCAGCCUAACGUGAAAUGUUCCUUAGAACUAUCUUGAAAAAUUAAAAAAAAAGAUUAAAAAAUGUAAACAUAUGUAUUUGUUUAUUGGUUUUUAUUUUGUUUGUUUUCUUAUGGCGAUGAUACAAAUGGAA
Rhagoletis zephyria (snowberry fruit fly) is the source of this 4121-nucleotide messenger RNA. RefSeq names its product protein lines homolog (gene lin). The record is from RefSeq and is a predicted model, not a curated record. NCBI's taxonomy places the organism in Eukaryota, Metazoa, Arthropoda, Insecta, Diptera, Tephritidae.